UUACAAGCCAGGAAGCAGAAGACAAUGGUAGUGAACGAUAUAGUUGUUAUGAAGGAUUAUAAAAAAUUGUUGAAAUCGAAAACGAAUGUAUUGAUCCUGUUUGUGAACCAGCCGAAGGCUGCGCAGACGGUGUCCGAUGUAGUGCGGGAGGUAGCCGAAGCCAUGAAGGGCCAAGCCACUCUUGCCAUAAUAGACUGCAGCAACAGUGAAGCCAGAAAGCUAUGCAAAAAGCUGAAAAUUGAUCCUCAGAAAUCAUAUUUGAUUAAGCACUAUAAGGAUGGAGAGUUCCAUAAAGAUUAUGAUAGAAGCAGUACUGUCAACUCUAUGACAAACUUUUUAAGAGACCCCAUGGGAGACCUGCCAUGGGAGGAAGACCUUAAUGCUGUGGAUGUCUAUCACUUGCAGGAUGGAGAAGCGUUGAUUAAAUUCUUGAAGAAAUGUGCAACUGCGCAAAAGAGAGCCAUAAUAAUGUUCUACGCGCCUUGGUGCGGCUAUUGCAAAUCUUUGAAGCCAGAAUAUGUUGCAGCCGCGGCAGAACUCAAGGGCGAAGCAUUUCUUGCUGCAAUAGACGUAGCAAAGCCAGGCAACUCCAAAAUUAGGCAAACGUACAAUAUAACUGGAUUUCCAACAUUGUUAUACUAUGAAAAAGGGCAAUUCAAGUUCCCUUACAAUGGAGACAAUAGGAAACAAGCCAUUGUGGAUUUCAUGCGAAACCCGAACGCUCACGUGCAUCAGAAGAAAGAACCUGUUGACGAAGGUUGGUCUGAUGACACGGAUGUCGUACACCUCACAGGGGAAAACUUCGACAAUAUACUAUCACAAGCUGAGAACGCGCUUGUAGUAUUCUAUGCCCCUUGGUGUGGACAUUGUAAAAAGAUAAAACCAGAGUUUGAGAACGCUGCUGCCAGGAUAAAAUCUGAAAAGGUGAACGGCAUCCUCGCGGCUGUAGACGCAACUAAGCAGCAGGAUUUGGUUGCACGGUUUGCAGUGCGCGGUUAUCCUACUCUCAAAUACUUUCACAAAGGACAAUAUCAGUACGAUGCCGGUCACGCCAGACACGAGGAUCAAAUUGUCAAUUUCAUUAAGAACCCGCAAGAACCGCCUCCACCGCCGCCACCGGAGAAGCCUUGGUCUGAGGAGGAGUCGGCCGUGCGCCACCUCGACACCUCGAACUUCCGAAACGCACUGCGCAAAGUUAAACACGCUAUCAUUAUGUUCUACGCACCUUGGUGCGGACACUGCAAAAGCACUAAACCCGAAUUCGUAAAAGCGGCGGAGAGGUUCGCGGAUGAGUUGAUAGUGGCGUUCGGUGCGGUGGACUGCACCGCCGAACAAGAGCUGUGCACGGCACAUGAUGUCAGUGGCUAUCCCACCAUCAAGUAUUUCAGCUAUUUUGACAAGCAGGUCAAGGACUACACCGGCGGUAGAAAGGAAGCGGAUUUUGUGUCGUUUAUCCACAGCCAAAUGGAUCACCUUACACAGGCGAAAGCCAGCACGCCGUCUGAGGCAGGCUUCGGCAUCAAUGUGCAGCUGGCUAGUGAUGACGACUUCGAGGAAAUCAUCAAGAAUAAGUCGCCCACCUUCGUUAUGUUCUACGCGUCUUUUUGCGGCCAUUGUUCAACCGUUAAGCCCGCUUUCAGUAAAUUAGCGACGACUCUUAAAACUGACAAGAAUUACACUGCCAGAGCGAUUGCAGUAGACGCAGCGGAAAACCCUAAAGUGGCCGAUAUGGCUUCAGUCGAACUCUUGCCUACUUUCAAGAUAUACGCUGCUGGAAAGCAAUUGGCACUGUAUGAAGGCGAUCGUUCAUAUGACGACAUGCUUGCGUUCUGUAAGAGCCACGAGAAGAAGAUCAAGAAUAAAUUGCAGUUUGAUUAGUUUACAGCACGACAUUUACACGGAGAGAUUUGAAUAUUAGACAACGUGUAAUGUAACCGAAAUUUAAUGAUUACCUAGUAUUCCAGUUAUACAUGGACUUAAGUAAAUUAUGCAUCAAUA
Messenger RNA from Hyposmocoma kahamanoa, 1998 nucleotides. RefSeq names its product protein disulfide-isomerase A5. Gene Ontology annotation, molecular function: protein disulfide isomerase activity. The transcript has 13 exons. The annotation marks the transcript as partial. Gene Ontology annotation, biological process: protein folding. The record is from RefSeq and is a predicted model, not a curated record. Gene Ontology annotation, cellular component: endoplasmic reticulum. NCBI's taxonomy places the organism in Eukaryota, Metazoa, Arthropoda, Insecta, Lepidoptera, Cosmopterigidae.